UGUCCAAUAGUAAUGGUGUAAAUAUGGUGUUUUCAAAUCUCGGAAGAGAGAGAUCCGAAAAUUCUUUUUAGAAAUGGAACUGGAAGAUCCAAGGGAACCAACCAUGAGUUAAUCUUAAGCUGGGCUUGACAACCUGAUCCACAAGGCCCACCACUACUUAAAUACCAUUUCGAGCAAUGUAAAGCGAAGCCGAAAAUCUGACCGCUGGUAAUACUUUCCCGCGAGUUUCUUCAUUUUCCCCCAUUGUCUCAUUGUGAAACAAAUGUAGAGAGAGAGGGGGAGGAGUAACCCUAAUCUAAUGAAAGGAGGGGAAGGAGUAAUCGAAAGCGAUGUGGAGAGAGAAGAAGAUGACUCAGCUGCUGAUCUACUGAGAGAUCGAUUCCGACUCAGCACUAUCACUAUCGCUGAAGCCGAAGCAAAGCGAAACGAAAUGGAAAUUUCUCAGCCAAUUAUGGCCUGCAUCUCCGAUUUGGCCUUUAAAUAUGCAGCAGAACAGUUGGCCAAGGAUCUUGAAUUAUUUGCACAGCAUGCAGGUCGUAAGUCUGUAAACAUGGAAGAUGUCAUACUUUCUGCACAUCGGAACGAACAUCUGGCUACGUCUUUGAGAUCCUUCCGCAAUGAUUUGAAAGCAAAAGAACCCCAGUCCGAUAGGAAGAGGAAGAAAGGUUCUAAAAAGGAAGAUAAAGCUGCCACUGGCGUAAUCCAUAUUCCUGAUCUUUAGCUUAGCAUAUAGAUUGAGGAUCAACACAACUCUUACUGCUAAACAUGCCUUCCUGUUGUCCAGAUUUUUGGAUCACCUUGUAGUUAUUUUUCAGAAUCAUUAGCAUAUGAGCCAAUGCCUAUCCAAUUUGGUAGGAACCAUCAACUUAUAUGCCUUCCUGUUGUCCAGAUUUCUGGAUGACAUUGUAGUUAUUUGUUAUUUUCCAGAAUUAGUAGCAUAUGAGCCAAUGUCUAUCUGAGUUGUAGGAACCAUCAACCAUCAUUAUAUAGGAAACACGCAUGGAUCGGGUUUCUGGAACAAUUUUGUAAUUUGAAUAUUUCAUUCAAAUAUGAAUUAUGAUGUUAAGGGGUGCCUU
Cornus florida is the source of this 1076-nucleotide messenger RNA. Its product is annotated as protein MHF1 homolog. Lineage: Eukaryota; Viridiplantae; Streptophyta; Magnoliopsida; Cornales; Cornaceae. Gene Ontology annotation, biological process: replication fork processing; resolution of meiotic recombination intermediates. The coding region runs from base 299 to 721 and encodes 140 amino acids. Gene Ontology annotation, molecular function: chromatin binding; protein heterodimerization activity. The record is from RefSeq and is a predicted model, not a curated record. The transcript has 4 exons. Gene Ontology annotation, cellular component: Fanconi anaemia nuclear complex; FANCM-MHF complex.